UUCGAACCCAGAAUAUCUCCAACGUUCCGCCUCCUCCCUCAAUCAAAAGAGGAAACAAUUCAAGAAACAUAGAAUAACAGUCGUCAACCUUCAACAAAGUUUCGAGAAUCCCCUAAAUCGACAUUCUUGGAUUUUCACCAUGGAGACGAAGACGACAACACAGGGGGCGCCCCAAAUCGUAGACGUGGGUUCCGUCGUGGAGGCUGUUUCGGCCGAAGAUUCCGACGCUCCCCUCUAUGAAGUCGAGAGCCUCUGCAUGCGUUGCGGCGAGAAUGGGAUAACUCGGUUUUUGUUAACUCUAAUUCCACAUUUCAGAAAGAUAUUAUUAUCAGCCUUUGAAUGCCCUCAUUGUGAUGAGAGGAAUAAUGAAGUCCAAUUUGCUGGUGAAAUUCAACCUAAAGGCUGUCACUACAUCCUGGAAGUUCCAUCAGGUGACCAAAAGAUGUUCAAUCGUCAGGUGGUGAAAUCAGAAACUGCCACAAUCAAGAUCCCUGAACUGGACUUUGAGAUUCCUCCUGAGGCUCAGCGUGGGUCUUUGUCAACGGUUGAAGGGAUACUGGUGAGAGCUGCCGAUGAGUUAGAAGCCCUUCAAGAGGAGCGGAAGAAAGUAGAUCCCCAGACAGCUGAAGCAAUAGAUGAAUUCUUGAUAAAACUGAGAACUUGUGCCACAGGGAAGUCACAGUUUACCUUCAUUCUUGAUGAUCCUGCUGGAAACAGUUUUAUUGAGAACCCGUAUGCCCCCUCUCCUGAUUCGUCAUUGACUAUUAAGUUCUAUGAGCGGACACCUGAACAACAUGCUGCUUUAGGAUAUCUUGUGGACACUUCACAAGAAGAACCUGGUGCUGAAAAUAUUCCUCGAAGAGAAGAGGAACCACAUGGCUUGGUUGGAGCCAGAGCUGGCCGUCGAGCUAUUGUGCAGGGUAAUAGUACAGAAAUUGCCGAUGCUUUAUUUCGAUAUUCUGCCCCUGAAGAGGUCAUGACUUUUCCAUCAACUUGUGGAGCCUGUGCUACCAAAUGCGAAUGCCGCAUGUUUGUUACAAAUAUUCCUUACUUUCAAGAAGUGAUUGUUAUGGCUUCCUCGUGUGAUGCCUGUGGUUAUCGCAACUCUGAGGUGAAACCUGGUGGACGUAUUCCUGAUAAAGGAAAGAGGAUAAUAGUUCAUGUGAAGAACGUAAAAGAUCUUAGCCGGGAUGUGAUAAAGUCGGACACGGCCUCUGUGAAAAUUCCAGAGCUUGAGUUGGAACUGGCUAGUGGCACAUUAGGCGGACUUGUUACGACUGUUGAAGGCUUGAUUUCCAAGAUUGGUGAAAGUCUUGAGAGAGUACAUGGCUUUACCUUUGGUGAUAGUCUUGAUGAUAACAAAAGGAGCAAAUGGAAAGAAUUCAGAGCAAAACUUGACAAGCUCAAAUGCGUGGAAGAACCUUGGAGUUUGAUUAUUGAUGACGCUUUGGCCAACUCUUUUGUUGCGCCUGCCACUGAUGAAAUUAAGGACGACACUCAAUUAACAUUCGAGGAAUAUGAGAGGUCUUGGGAGCAGAACGAGGAAUUGGGUCUUAACGACAUGGAUACAUCUUCAGCUGAUGUUGCCUACACUUGUGCUAAUGAGAAGAAUGAUUGAUGAGUGAUUAUUCCGUGCUUAUGGCUUUACUUCAUUUAAAUUAAAUCUGUAACAUUACGAUAAAUUUUGCUGAAGUACAAUGUGUCUGUAAUACUGAACAUGUAUACACACAUCUGAGAAAAGAGAUUGGUUGGUAAA
This is a messenger RNA of Sesamum indicum (sesame), 1756 nucleotides long. RefSeq lists its product as uncharacterized. Gene Ontology annotation, cellular component: nucleus. The record is from RefSeq and is a predicted model, not a curated record. Lineage: Eukaryota; Viridiplantae; Streptophyta; Magnoliopsida; Lamiales; Pedaliaceae. Gene Ontology annotation, molecular function: zinc ion binding.